Pantherophis guttatus is the source of this 2622-nucleotide messenger RNA. Lineage: Eukaryota; Metazoa; Chordata; Lepidosauria; Squamata; Colubridae. The record is from RefSeq and is a predicted model, not a curated record.
AUGGAGCCCAAAAUGUCUGCCGCUAGGCGAGAUGUUGCUGAAUCGCAAAAAGGGGACCGCCUGACUCCGGGCCCCCGCAACCGUCAUAAAUACGAGUCAGCUGCCAAGGCUCUGAAUUCCGAUAAUGGGAGUGCGCAGUUGUGUCGCGCUCUGUACGACAACACGGCCGAGUGUCCGGACGAACUCUCCUCACAAGGGGACCUCAUGGUCCUUCUCCAGCCAGAAGGGACCGGCCUGGAGGGCUGGCACCUAUGUUCCUUGCACGAGCAAGGGAUCGUGCCCGCCAACAGAGUGAAGGUCCUCCCUGAAUCGGGAUUUCACCCAAAUCACACCCCAGCAGAGGUCUACCAGGUCCCGAAGAAGGAGGGUCUCCUGAUGGGAAAGAUCUCGGACGGAUCCAUGGAUGGAUGGAGAAGAAGAGAUCAAAGGAAAGAAGAACAGGAGGUCUACGAGAUACCACCACCCGCAAGGCCCUGCCCGCUGCCCCCAGAGGGGAUCUACAGGGUGCCUCGGGGGACCAGAAGAGAAGAUUCUGUGGAGGUUUACGACGUACCCUCGUCCUUGCUCCGCGAUGUGGUUUUGGACACGUACGAUUCGCCUGCCCCACGGGUCAAAAAAGUCGCCCGGGUCGCCCCCCAGCCUAGCGCCCCACCAAAUGCGGACGAGGCUUACGACGUGCCGCUCGCCUUCAAGAAAGCCCUGGCGCAAGAGGAGGUAGAAGAGGAGGAGGAGGAGGAGGAAGAAAACUGCGAAGGGCCGCUGAUCUACGCCAUCCCAUCCAAUUUACGCCGCGCUUCCGCCUUGCUUAACUUGUACGAAUCUCCUGAAGACAUCCGGGCAAGUGGAAAGGACGAAGAUGACGAAGAGGAAGACGGGGCUAUUUAUGACGUUCCUCUGCUGACGCCCAGCACCCCGCCCCUGGAGGGAGCCCUCCAAGGACUCAAUCUAAGGGACCCGGGACCCCCCACUCGUCCCCGGCUGCCGUCCGCGGAGAGUCUGUCCCGCCGUCCGCUGCCCGCUCUUCCUAGCGAGGAGCGGCUUUCCGGCGAGCUACCACCCCCGUCACCCAACGUCAUGCGGAAGGGUAGCAUCCAGGACCGUCCGCUGCCUCCCCCUCCGCCCCGGCUGGGGGGUCUCGGGGCAGGAGACCAGCUGGACCUAGCCAGGGAUGACGUCCACAAUGAAUACGAAGGGAUCCGUCUGGCCGAUGAGUACGAUUAUGUCCACCUGAAGGGGGCAGAUAAAAUCCAGCCGAAAGCUACCACGCCGGACGAAAGCCCUACACUUACGGUCUCAGGAGAGGCAACCCCGACGGAAGAAAUGGUGCCGCCAUCCCCGGAGGACAGCCAGCUGCUGCAGUUCUACACGGGGCAGUGCCAGACGCACUACCGCACCCUCCUGUCGGCCAUCGAGGCCCUCUCGGCCAGCGCCGGGGCCCACCAGCCGCCCCGCAUCUUCGUGCCCCACGGCAAAUUCGUCAUCGUCACGGCGCACAAGCUGGUGUUCGUGGGCGACACCGUCUCCCGCCUGGCGUCUUCGGCGGCCGUGCGGGCCAGGGUGGGGGCCGCCAGCACGGCGCUGUGCCAAGCCUUGAAGGAAGCAGUCCAGUCGGUCAAGAGCGCCGCUUUGAGCUACCCGUCGCCGCCCGCCGCCAGGAGAUGCAGAGUUGCGUGGCGGAGUUGUCACGUCAAGCUCUGGCUUUCACCACCUUGCUGGCCACCUUGGCGCCCUCUUGAUCCGGGACUCCGCACGGCUGCCGCUCCACCCUACGGUGGACGAUGGGACAGUAGAUCUCUCUUUCUUCGGAGGGUGCCUGGCGGGUCCCAUCCUGGCCAGUGACGGUCCGGGAAUCGGUACCCGUCUUCCGCUUCGGCCCAGCUCAUUCAUCGGUCAAGACCAGAUCCACCACGGCCGAUGCAUGUGCACCCUGUCGUAUCUCAAGGACCUGAUCUUGACCUCCUUCCUCACGCCCUUGCCAAUCUUCCUAGCCAAAGAACGUCCCUGGUUUUGGCCCUCUCGCCAGCGUCUCUCGAACUCGGGGCCUCAUCCGCUGCCGGUUUUCAGCACAGACUCUUUAAUCUGGAAGGGCGACCCCGUCAUCUACAGAGAUGAACAGAUUGGGAUGGGGGAACCUUCGCUGCUUUCUGGACGCUCCUGAUGGUCGAAAGGAGGGGAACGGCAUCGGUGUGUCCGGACCAUCCCCCCCCAGAGGCUUAACAGGAAACGAGGAAGAAGAAAAUGGCUGCCAAACGGGUGUCUCGUUGCCAGCCCCCUGCCGCCCCCUCGGUCCCCUCGAUUAGCUGCAAUAAACAAUAUUGUGUCAAGGAUUGGCAGGUCAAGCAACAUAAAAGGUUAUUAACUGAAUUGACGAAGCAAUUACGAUAGUAUUUCUCAACCGUGGUCACUUUAAUAGGGGGUGGACUUCAACUCCCAGAAUUCCUGGCUGGGGAAUUCUGGGAGUUGAAGUCCAACCCCUCUUAAAGUGACCACAGUCGAAAAGACUUGAAUUAGCAGAGAACGCCUUCAGGAUAUCAGUAAACGGAGACAAAGUAUUUUUUUUUCCCCCUCAGGAAAUAUUUCUCAGAAUCUCUCUAGGUUUGAUGAUAAUAAAAUAGAUGGAAA